AUGCCACAAAAACCAAAUAAAAGUAACAAUAAAACUAAGCAGCCACAGCAGCUGCAACAGCAACAGCAACAGCAACAACAAAUACAACAGCAAUUACUACAACAAAAUGUAUUAAUUGAUGAUAUUUUAUCAAGCGAUGAAGAGGAUCCAAAGGUGCCUUCCAAAUCAAGUGUAAAGAAUGCAUUAAAGAAAGCUAGAAAAGAAAGAGAUAGAGAGUUAAUAAAACAAUUAAAAGAACAACAAGAUAUGGAAAUCGAUGCACUACAGGCAAUUUAUCAAGAUGAAUUUAUUACUAUGGACCCAAUUGUAAUUACUAAAAAUAUGGAUACUAUUAUUGAGGGUAUUAAGCCUGUUAAAGAAUCAUCAAGAUUUAGAAUAACUUUAAAACCAUAUGUUGGGGAUGACGAAAAAUGUUUUAUAUCUGUAUAUUUAUGCAUUGGUUUCCCAGAAAAAUAUCCCGUAGUUUUACCAAAUAUUCAAGUAUUACCAAACAAAGGAAUAUCUCAAAAGAAGGCUUCUGAAUUGGAAGAGAAGCUUCAAAAAGAAUCUCAAGGUAAAAUUGGUAACAUUAUGAUUUUCGAUCUUUGUGAAAUCGUUAAAGAAUUUUUACAAAUAUAUAACAGUGAGCCAACACAAUCAAUGCAUCAGCAAAUGUUAACUGAUCAAAAAGAUUCUAAAAAAUUAUCAAUAGAAGUUGGUUCUAUGAAUGAUCCAAAUUAUAAUUUGAAUAUAGAUAAAAAAGAAUGGGAGUCAGCACUAGAAGAAAGCCAAUUAAAAGAUGAUAGAAAAAACUUUAGAUUACAAAAGAGUAUGCAGAGAGCACAUUUUGAAAGAGAAAGAAAGAAAAAUAUUGUUAACGAAUUAACAAAUAAUACAUUUACCCAAAAUUCACCAACCUAUACAAAUGACUAUUCAAUGGUAGCUAUGAUGGCAACCGAGGAACAAAUUCAACAACAGCAACAAACCCAAACAUUGUCCCAACCAAAUGAUAAAGUUAUUGAUAAGCAGCAAACUAUGAUACUUCAUUUAUUACGUUUAUUAGUUCAAAACGAUUCCAAUAUAUCAGCUGAUCAUAUUAGAACUCUUGGUGAACAAUUAGUGCAUCUUGGUUUAUUUAAUCCAAAUCAUUUACCUUUAUUGGUAAAUGUGAACAACUCUUAUGAUAAUCAAAUCUACCAGCAUAUAUUUAAAGAUUAUUUUUUAAAACCAUUCGGCGAUAUAUCAAUAUCAGAUAGUUCAAAGAAUGUCGAUUCAUCAAAUAACACUGGGCAAUUUCUUUCAAAAUUUUGGGAAACAUUAACAAAGGCUGAUAAUCCAUCAAUGGGGCAAAGUAAAGGCAAUAGUAAUGGCGGUAUUGCAAGUGGAAUGUCAAAUGUAUCAAAAACUAUAAAGCCACACCAACAAUCAAGAUACCACUCAGAUUUUGAAGAAAUUCAACUAUUGGGUAGAGGUGGCUUUGGACAAGUAGUCAAAGUUAAAAAUAAGCUGGAUGGUAGAUACUAUGCAAUUAAAAAGAUUAAAUUGGAUAGCAAUCGAUCUUUAAAUAAAAGAAUUUUAAGAGAGGUAAUUACUCUUUCAAGAUUACACCAUCAACAUGUAGUAAGAUACUACCAAGCUUGGAUUGAAGGGGCUGAAAGUUUAUCACUAACAAACUCUGAUGACUCGUCCCUAGAAGAAGAGGAGGAGGAGGAAGAGUCAAUCGAGUCUAGUUCUGAAUCUGAAGACUAUUCCGAAUCUGAAGAAGACUCUAGCCAAGAUGAAUCACUAUCAGAUGAUUCCGAUGACUCUGAUGACUCUGAUGAUUCUGAUGAUUCUGAUGAAGAGGAUGACUUUAAUCAAUCUUUUUCAGAGGGUUUCUUAUUUAACCAUGGUAACAAAAAAUCAUUAGAGUUUGACCUUACUGAUGAUAGUUAUUCUUUCCUUCAUUCGGACUCUGGUUUCUUAUUGGAGGUAUUCGAGCUUAACAAUAAAACUGGCGGUAAUACUAGAAGUAUGGGUUCAAGUAAUCAAAUGGUACUUAAAAAUAAAAAAUCAAAUAAUAAAAACAAUAGUACAAAAAAUAAAAAAACCAGUUCAUCAAGUAAAAAGAAGACAACCACCGUUUCAAAUAAAUCAAAUAAAACCAAAAAGAGUACUGACGACAAAAAACCAUCGGCAUCAAACAAACCAGCAUAUCUCUACAUUCAGAUGGAGUAUUGUCAAAAAAUUUUAAGAAAUCUUACUGAAGCUGGUAUGAAUUUAGAAGAUGACGAUAUUUGGAAAUUAUUUAGACAAAUUGUCGAGGGUAUGGCAUAUGUUCACGGCCAAGGAAUAAUCCACAGAGAUUUAAAACCAAGUAAUAUAUUCUUUGAUUCUUGUGGCGACAUUAAAAUUGGUGAUUUUGGUUUAGCUACAAAUGCACAAACCAACCUCUCAAUUUCCUCAUCCUCCUCUACUACAAGUGGAUCAUUAAACUCUUCAAAUUCGAACAACUCUGUAAUUCACAAUCCUCAAAAUCAACAAAACAAUAACAAUAAUCAAUAUUGGGAAGAUGAAAUGUUAGAGGGUGCAGUUAAUCAACAUACUGCUAGAGUUGGUACUUUAUUUUAUACUAGUCCGGAACAAGAAUCUGGUACAAAUGGUGAUAGCUCCUAUGAUAAUAAGGUCGAUAUGUAUAGUUUAGGUAUUGUGUUUUUUGAAAUGUGGUAUGUAUUUUCAACUGGUCAUGAAAGAGUUAUUGUAUUGCGUAAUCUUCGUGAAAAAGGCGAAUUCCCAAGUGAUUUUGAAAGAUCACAUUCAAGACAAGCAAAGCUCAUCAAAUGGUUAACUGAAAGAGAUCCUGCUAAAAGACCAAGCUCACAAGAAUUAUUGCAAAGCGAACUAAUGCCUCCAAAAAUGGAAGAUGAAUAUAUUAAAAACUCAAUUCGUGUAAUUACAAAUCCAACCAAUCAAUUCUACCAAACUAUGCUCAACUCUUUGUUUUCUUCAAAUCACCAAAACCUACACUCUCACAUUUACCAUCACCAACAAUCAAGCCUUGCUUCAUCCGCCUAUAGUAAAUCAUUGUUUUGCAGUUUUGAUACUUUACAGGUUAAGGAUUUUGUUGACGAGUUAAUUAAAACAAUUUUAAAGAAACAUAAUUCAAAUGAAAUGCUCACCCCACAAAUGUAUAUAGUCCAAGAUUGGGAGGAAAAGCAACAACAUCAACAACAACAAAAAACAAUAACCACAUCAAGUUUAGCCAAUAACAAUAAAACUGUAACAUCAUCAACAACCACAACAACCACAACAACUACAACAAAAUCUACUAAUUGUAAAACUGGUAAAUCAAUUUUAAUGGAUGAUAGUGGUCAACUAAUUGAACUUAGACACGAUCUCCGUGUAUCCUUCAAAAACUUUUUAACCACCGAAUUUUUAAAUCUAGGGGAACACUAUAAACAUCAUCACAACGAUCUACAUAACACAGGCGAUGAUAAUCUAGAAUAUUCAGAUGAUGAAGCCAAAUCAACUAUAACAACAAGAUCAGUCGAAGAUAUCUUAGAUAUCGUGUCCAGAGUACCAAUUAAACGUUAUGAAUUUGGCCAUGCUUUCAGAAAACCAAACCUUGUUGGAAAAUUACCAAAAGAACUAUCCCAAUUUUGCUUUGAUAUUUUUGGUAGCGACUCAUUAUAUGCCGAUGCUGAAACUAUUAAAGUUGCAACUGAAAUAUUUGAUGCACUCCCAUCUACACAAAACUACUAUUUCAUUCGUCUUAAUCACUUUGGAAUUGUAGAAUACAUGUGGAAAUCGGUUGGAAUUACAGACCAAACACAAAAGAACGAAAUUGGUCAAGUAUUAAGUCAACUAAUUCGUCAACCAUGGUUCACAGUUAAAAAAGUUUUAUUAGAAAAAAUUAAAUUACCACUCAAACAAGUUGAAAGACUAGCUAACUGGGUAUUAGUUAAAGGCACCAUACCGGAUGUAUUAAAAAAACUAGACACCAGCUCUCAAAACAAUCCAUUAUUAGGUAACAAUAGUACAAUUGGUGGUGGAAAUAGUGUUAGAGUCAGUUCAUCAUUCACCGACCUUUUGGAAGAUGUUAGACAACUAUCAAGCUAUUUUGAAAAAAUGUCAAUACCACCACACAAGAUUAUUUUUGAUUUAUCAUAUUGUUUUAGCGAAAACUUUUAUACCAUUGGCACAAUGUUUCAAGUCGUUCUUAAAGAAGAAAAACAUGAAUGUUUAGCAGUUGGUGGCAGAUAUGAUACCAAUUUAGUUUGUAAUAAUAAUCAAAAUAGUACGGGUAAUCUCAACAAUAUUAAUCUAUCAUCAUAUAGUGGUAGCUUCAAUAACAAGCAACAACAACAACAACAACAAUUAUCAUCAAUUAUAAUUCCAAUUACAGGUUUAAGUGUAGCGAUGGAUAAAAUUUACUCUCGUGAACGUGAAUCACUCAAACAAAGAAGAAGACAACAAAUACCACCAACCUUAAUUCAACAACAAAUGAUAUCACAUAAAUUUUCAACACCAGAUAUAUUUGUUAUAAGUUUAGGUACCAAUUUAUUUAUGGAACGUAUUAGUAUUGUUUCAGAUCUCCAAAAUGCUGGUUUUAAUGCUGAAACAAUGUAUUUAUCUGACCCAACACCAGAAGAACAAACAGAUGCCUCAUUAGCUUGUGGUGCUGUAUAUGUAGUAAUCAUUAAAGAAAAAGGUGCAAAGAAAACAAUUAAAGUCAAGAAUAUUGAAAAGAAAAAAGAAGAUGAUAUCUCAAGGGAUGAAAUUGUUAAAUUUUUUACAUUAUCAAAUUUUACCUCAAAAAACAAUUCAAAAAUUAAUAGAUAA
Messenger RNA from Dictyostelium purpureum, 4800 nucleotides. RefSeq lists its product as uncharacterized. The record is from RefSeq and is a predicted model, not a curated record. Gene Ontology annotation, molecular function: eukaryotic translation initiation factor 2alpha kinase activity; protein binding; ATP binding. The transcript is spliced from 3 exons. Gene Ontology annotation, biological process: DNA damage checkpoint signaling; regulation of translational initiation by eIF2 alpha phosphorylation. NCBI's taxonomy places the organism in Eukaryota, Evosea, Eumycetozoa, Dictyosteliales, Dictyosteliaceae. Gene Ontology annotation, cellular component: cytosol. Bases 1 to 4800 code for a protein of 1599 amino acids.